Grus americana (Whooping crane) is the source of this 6364-nucleotide messenger RNA. RefSeq names its product presenilin 1 (gene PSEN1). The transcript has 13 exons. The record is from RefSeq and is a predicted model, not a curated record. Gene Ontology annotation, cellular component: growth cone; cell cortex; ciliary rootlet. Gene Ontology annotation, biological process: protein processing; calcium ion transport; membrane protein ectodomain proteolysis. The coding region runs from base 898 to 2367 and encodes 489 amino acids. Gene Ontology annotation, molecular function: aspartic endopeptidase activity, intramembrane cleaving; cadherin binding; beta-catenin binding. Lineage: Eukaryota; Metazoa; Chordata; Aves; Gruiformes; Gruidae.
GGUCGGUCAGGCUGCACCGGGGUCGGGCGGAGGCCUGACCCUCUUCCUCCUCCGCCGUGGGAGCCUCUCCGCCCCCGCGGCCUUUCUGGGGGCCGGCGGCGGAGCCGCUCGUCUCGCCCGCGGCCGAGGGAGAGCGGGGCCCCUGGCUGCGGCGAGGCUGCUCGGGCCAGGGGCAGGGCUGAGGGCGAGCUCCGCGGGUCCUUUGGUGUUCCCCCAGGAAAGCAGUGGCUGCUGCUUGUUGCUUCUUUGAGAGGGAGAGCACAGGUUAACCGGGUCGCACCGCGCUUGCUGUGGCUGACCGAUACUUGCUUUUCUUUUUCUUCUAAGUAGAGAAAACAUUAUAGAGCUUACUUGCCUGAUACCUCUGCUUAUUAGGGUAAAUGUAUGAAAAGUACAGUUGUAAGUCCUGUUGUUCUUACUAAAGAAAGCCAAAGGAAGCAAUGAAGAACUUUUUUUAGACAGGUUAUUUUAUUAUUAACAGCUUCAUUAUGUUUUGGUGAGUCCCUCUCCAGGUAAAACAAGUAAAAAUUUAAUUUGUGUCUGUUUGUGCACAGUUUGUUUCUAGUUUUUAUUCAUUUAUAGUUAAAUUUCAACUUGGGAGUGUUUAUUUAUGUAAAAAUAGAAAAUAAAGUUGUUUGGGAAGAUGUCCUGAAUGUGUUUUCUAACUCUCGAGUCUUCAGAUGGGAUUGUUUUAACUAGCCAUAAGUUUUGAGGCCUGUGAGACACUGUCAUUCAAGCUUUGGUGCAACUCUUCUCUCAGUUGCUCCUCAGUAGCUGCUUUUUUGUUUGUGAGUAAAAUCUACUGUAAAGAGGACUGAGUGCUGGAGUUGGCACAAGCAUCUCAAGAGGAAAGAUCCAUUUUGUGCAGAAAUAAGUGAUUUCCAGAGGACAGCCCCAAUGACAGAACUGUCUGCACAUUUACCCCAGUUUCAGCAUGGGCAGCUGACAGAAAACUUCCCUGAUAACCACCUCAGCAACACUAAUGACAACAGUGAAAGACGUCGCCAUGAUAAUAGCGAGCGCAGAAGAAAUGACAAUGCCGAGUCUGAGACCAAUGGGCAGCCACAAAACAACAUGCAGCAAGUGGUGGAACAGGAUGAGGAAGAUGAGGAGCUGACACUGAAAUAUGGGGCAAAACAUGUGAUUAUGUUGUUUGUACCUGUCACGCUUUGCAUGGUGGUCGUUGUUGCAACCAUCAAGUCUGUCAGCUUCUAUACACGCAAGGAUGGACAGCUCAUCUACACUCCUUUCACAGAAGAGACAGAGACAGUAGGACAGAGAGCCCUGAAUUCAAUUCUCAACGCGGCCAUCAUGAUCAGUGUUAUCAUUGUCAUGACCAUACUCCUGGUUGUGCUUUACAAAUACAGGUGCUACAAGGUGAUCCAUGGCUGGCUUAUCAUUUCUUCUCUUUUGCUGCUUUUCUUUUUCUCAUUCAUCUACCUGGGUGAGGUUUUUAAGACAUAUAACGUUGCCAUGGACUACAUUACAGUGGCACUCAUGAUCUGGAACUUCGGUGUUGUGGGAAUGAUUUGUAUUCAUUGGAAGGGUCCACUUCGGCUCCAGCAGGCAUAUCUCAUUAUGAUAAGUGCUCUCAUGGCCUUGGUGUUCAUUAAGUACCUUCCUGAAUGGACUGCGUGGCUUAUCCUGGCUGUCAUUUCAGUGUAUGAUUUGGUUGCUGUCCUAUGUCCUAAAGGUCCUCUUCGUAUGCUAGUUGAAACAGCUCAAGAGAGAAAUGAAACUCUCUUCCCAGCACUUAUUUACUCCUCAACAAUGAUAUGGCUAGUGAACAUGGCGGAGGAAGAUCCAGAAGCCCAACGGAAAACUUCAAAAAACUCCACUUAUGAUAAACAAGGUCACCACAGAACUUCCACUCUGUUGUAUCAAAGUACUCCUGAAUAUCAGGACUGGAGUGCAACAUCUCCGGCAAACCAGACUCAGAAUGAAGGUGCUGAAGCAGAUGAUGGUGGCUUUAGUCAGGAAUGGCAGCAACAAAGAGACAAUAGAAUAGGACCUAUUGAAUCAACGCCUGAAUCACGAGCUGCUGUUCAGGCUCUACCCAGUAACUCUCAAACCAGUGAAGACCCUGAAGAACGAGGAGUAAAGCUAGGUUUAGGAGACUUCAUUUUCUACAGUGUCCUUGUUGGCAAAGCCUCUGCAACAGCAAGCGGGGACUGGAAUACAACUUUAGCAUGUUUUGUGGCCAUAUUAAUUGGUCUGUGCCUUACACUUCUGCUUCUUGCCAUCUUUAAGAAGGCCUUACCAGCGCUUCCAAUCUCCAUAACAUUUGGGCUAGUUUUUUACUUUGCUACAGACAACUUGGUGCAACCCUUUAUGGACCAGCUAGCGUUCCAUCAGUUUUAUAUCUAGCACAUUUGAUGCUAGUAUUCUAUGGAUAUUUGUAGCAAAUCUGGGAGGAGGAAAAAUGGUUCUUCCCUCAGUUCUCAAGUGAGACUGAAGUUUAAUACUCAAGAUUCCAAGCCUGAAUCAUUACAACUUCCUCCGAUGGUUUGUUUUGUUUGUUUUUUUUUCUUUCCUGAGACAACUGCUGCACUGGGCACCAUACAAAUUUUCCUGUGUGAAAGUGGCUUCUUCCCGAUGGUCAGUCUAAACCGGGUGCUAUUAUAUCAGAGGUAAUCUGAUAUACAUAUCUCUGGUAAGGACCACCUGUGUGAAAAUUGCUAAUGCUUCCACCAGCAAUGUGAUCUCUUACCACAGGUUGAUUAUUUUCACAGCAUUAAGGGUGCUCAGGACUUCCUUGAUGUCAACAGAGGAAGCUGACAAAUCACAUGGAACUUGUCCCUGUAACCGCUUGAAGAGAGAGAACCCAAUUCAGACUCCUUCAGCAGUGAUUUUUUGACAGCAGAGUCCUGACUCUGCUUUGUGUAGUGAGAAAGGACUUUGUAGCAAUUUGACAAAGGGAGAAAGUACUGUCACUCUAAGAGUGCUCCACCACAUCAUAGCCUCUGUGCCUGAAUGUGCUUGGUUUAGUAAAUUUAAAAGCUUUUUUUUUUUUUCCCUCCACAGUGGAACCAGCGCCUCUUCUCAGUUUUAACACUUCGUAUCCUCAAGCAUGGAGUGCACCUUCUGUACACCUGCUCCAGUUUAUGUAGCUACUUAGACUGGAUUAUUUGGCAUUAGUGGAUCUUAAGGUCCUGAUUUGGAUCUUAGAUUCUAAAAGGUUAAUAAACUACAUUAAAAAGCAAUUUCAGGACUUAGUCUCUGUGCUCUUGCAAAUCAUUUUGCUAGAACAGCAUUUCAAACCCUGUGUUUGAGAAUAGUCACUAGCAGCACAGACUGCAUUGGUAUAUGUUUCUUUUAUUGAAAUUCUUAUGAAAUAAAUAGACAUUUGCAACAAUCCCAGAUGGAGUUUAGCUUGCCAGAUCUAGAGGCCAAAGUGCUAUUAGUGGCACUUCAAUGCAUCACUGAAAUUUUUCUCUUCAAAAAUGUGGUUUACAGUUCUGUUGACCUGAAUUACUGGUCACUCAACCAUCAAGACCUCAGGUUGGGCAGGUGUUUUUGUUUUUCAUGCAGUAUCUUUAUUGGUGAGGAUACUUAAGUUAGGUGAGGCAUUACUUAAUGUUACCAAGGAGCAAAAUUUGUGGCCCUCUUCACUUUAAUUAGCUCUCCCAUGAGGAACAGAAGACUGGAGAAAUGAAAGACAACUCAAAAUCACUGAAAAGAAGAUAGGAGAUUUUUGAACUUCUUGCAAGAAAAAGAAUCUAUUCUAACCUUAAAACUGCUAAACCUUGUUUUCUUCUUCAUUUGAAAGAACUCGUUUAUGAAUAAUUGCUUGGAAAUAAGACUCAUGUGAGAUGAAGUUGUUUUUGUCAUAGGCUCUUACUCUGUACAAGUCUCUCUCUCUCCUCUUCUCUCUCUUCUUUUUUCCCCCUCCCGAGGGAGGCAUAGGGAGUGGAUACUAUUGACGGGCAUUCCAUUUUACUUGCAUCUUCAUACAGGAGUCCUUGCCAGGUAGAACAACUAUCAAAAUCCUGACGCAGACUCCUUCAGCCCUUUUCCUGGGGGUUUGUUUCAGUGCCUAUAGAUUCAAAGGACUGAGGCAUCACAGAUGCUCACCAACCAUUGCCCAAGUAAGGGAAGAAAGGCUGUGAUGUAUAAAUCUGCUUUAAAACCAAGAAAGGCGUACUUUGAUUGUCCUUGGAAAUGUCUCUCUUUUCCAGUAUGACUUGCUAACUGUAGUGUUAGCGUUUACAUUUACAUAAAAUAUAUUGUCUCGUCUCCUCUAAAGUACUUUUAUUCAUCUCAUUUAUGUGUCGAUUCGUCGUGGAUAGCAUUAAUAAAGUAACCGUAUCAAAAUUGCUUACACUGGCUUUUCAAGUCAAACUUGCUUCUGUUUUCUAGCUUAAGUCACUGUUCCAUAUUUUGCUGCAAUGAAGUCUGACUUAAAACAGGUGUUUUGGGAUUUUUUUACAAGACUUUGAGUUGUUUUUAUACUAUGGUAACUUGCCCCUUUCCUGAGCAUUAUAUCUAAGAAAAUUUCCUUCUGUGUUUUAUUGGGCACCCUAACCAUUGUUUCACUGCAUAGAACAGGUUUGCUGAGAGUUGGCAUUGCUAGCAUCUGUUUGCAUAUCUGAGCCAAUUCUCAGUUAAAAGUUGUUACUUAAAGGCAUCAGUCAUCUUUAUUGUUUGUUUUUGGCUUAAAUAUGCAUCAUGGGAGCACUGGCUCCAUUAAGGGUUACUUUAGAAUCUGUAGAAAUACACAAAAGCCUUUCCAGAUACUUGAAUGGGUGUUAAAUGUACAACCCAAGAGCAAGCUCAGAAUCUUCAAACACUACAUUGCCAGUCUUCCACUCUCCAGAGCUGCUUCUGCUAUCCUGAAGUUUUAAUUUAUAAGCUAGUGUGGAGUUACAGUGGUGGAGACUGUAGAAUUUAUAUUCACAGAAACUGUUCAAGUUUAUAUAUUUGAAUCUCAAAAUAAAUUCAAAAGGGAAAUCUGCUUUUCAAGCCCAGGCCAAUAUAUGUUAAAAUACCAAGUCUUAUGUACACGUUCAAAAACCAGGAUGAAAUUCUCUAGAUGUGCCCUCUUGUGCCAAAUCAUGAUAGUUCAUGUUCCAGAUGAGAUCUUGCAACUAAAGAUCAUCUCAAUACUUGGGUCCAUAAGGUUCAGUUGAGGAUAGUUUUGCAUUUGGGUGGUUACUACAUAAGCGUGAAGGUUGUGUCACUUCUCUCCUUUUUCUUAAAACAGCAAUCUAAUUUGAGAUCAUGAACGAUUUCAGCUUGGUUAGCUUGGUAUAAUUGAAAGACUUCUGAUAUGUAGUCUUUGUUUUUGAGAGAGUUUUUGUUAUUAUUUAAUUAGUAUGUUAAUGGCAGCACAUUAGACUGUAGCUGUGAAAGAACUAUUGUGUAACCCUAGUAGCUAGAUUCAUCUCCUUUGUGCCCAAGCAGACUGACUGGUAACCCUUGUGUGACUGUUUCAGUAGUCAUCCUUUGAAACUGGAUAACAUGAUAGCUUUCUCUCCCCUUUCAGCUUACAUCCAUGAUUAGUCUCCCUCUUUGGCUAAGCUUCAAAUAAAUAAAUGAGAAAGCAUAAUACCGAGUUACAGAUUUGCCUAAAAACCAGCCACUUUCAUUUCUCCUUUUUUGUGUUGGGGGAUUUAAUCCAGAGCAAAAAGACUUCUUGUAGCAAAGGUGUAUGAUGCUGUAUGGCUAUUGUGGUGGCACUCAAAUUCAAAUGUCAUCUGGGUGAGGUGAGUCUUGAAGGUACGCACUUGUUAUUGCAACACAUUCAGAAUAAUUUUGACCGGGCAGAUGAUGACUUCUUUGAGCCAAAUAACCAAGGGCUGUCCUCCACUAAAAAUGGCUGUUCUGAAUGUACAAAGCAGACCCCGAUGAUUUCAGGCAUAGGAGACUGGUGCUUCUUGGUUAUGUAGAUAUAUAUCUGUACCUAUAGACAUGUAGAUAUAUAUUAUAUGCACUCUGGGCCUCUGGUUGACAACUGUUCUGCCAUUAGUGCAGUCAAGAAUUAAAUAUGCAGGAGUACAUUUUGGGUGGGUGGUACUGUAUGAAGAAACUUCACAAAAUGCUUUAUUUAAAAAAAAAUAAUUACCUUUGGCAAUGAUGCUGUUGAAACGAGUAGAAUAGACUGUGGAACGUGUCUGCACUGUGAUUGCAUCUCAGUGGUAACUUGGUCAUUGGGAAUGGUGAAACGUGAACUAGAUGGAAUUCUUUUACACUCAAAGCAUUUGCUGUUUUCUUUUUUACAAACACUGGUUUGUACAUAAUCUGAAUUGAAUGUGAAUGUUUUUUAAACACCUUUCCAGUUCUUGAUAAGAUACGUUUUUGAUAGAUUAUUGCAAAUUUUCCUGUAUUUGUCUAAUUAUUAAAAUAAAAACUGCAUGGAUCCUGA